This is a messenger RNA of Drosophila ficusphila, 1359 nucleotides long. It is a transcript of the gene mRpL37, whose product is annotated as 39S ribosomal protein L37, mitochondrial. The transcript is spliced from 4 exons. Bases 79 to 1308 code for a protein of 409 amino acids. Gene Ontology annotation, cellular component: ribosome; mitochondrion. The record is from RefSeq and is a predicted model, not a curated record. Gene Ontology annotation, biological process: translation. NCBI's taxonomy places the organism in Eukaryota, Metazoa, Arthropoda, Insecta, Diptera, Drosophilidae. Gene Ontology annotation, molecular function: structural constituent of ribosome.
CAUCUCUAAUAGACAUUUCAUAACCAGAGCGCCGGGCCCGAAUUUCUUCAACGAAAACAUUGCUAAAUCCUAACUGAAAUGAGGCUAACGAAUAAAUUAUGUGCGCAGCACAUUGGGUGGCACUUUAAGAAGCACUGGCUGGUCCAGGGAAAGCGUGUUCCCAAAGAAACUGGAGCGGCUGCCGAGCUCCUAAAACUGGGCGUUCAGGUGAAGAAUCCAGAGGAUCUGGUUAACGCUAAAAUUGAAAGAAAACUGGUAGACAUAGUUGGCACCCGUGAAAAAACGAUUCCUGAGGACAGUAGGCACCCCGACUGGCACUCCACCGUUUGUCACUCCUAUUCUGAUAAAAGCGUGCUAAUUGGCGGAUUGCCACAGGCCCAGGUGUUGACCAACAGCAUCGAGAUCCAGACUUUUCCCAAGCAGAUCGAGGAUGCUAUUGCCAGCCAGCAGUUGCCCAAUUCCGUAGACAAAAGUAUUCGGCAUGCUAUUUUGGCUUCCCACGUGCUCGACGCGGAGCAAGUGAAACUACCCAAGGUUUCGGUGCCUGACCGCCCAGCAUUUAAUCUGCCCCGUUCCUAUGGAAUUUCCCACGAGAGGGUUAAUCGUCUGCUGGUGAAUAAACUACUUCAAGAAACCGAAAAGUUAGCGGGACGUCCAGUCUCCAUACGAAGAAAAAUUAUAGACAACGCAACUUUUAAAAGCUCCUUGAGCAAAGACGGUGAACUUUUUGGUUUUUCUAUCAAUGCUGAAAAGGUAGUUUUCGCUAAUCGUGCCAUUGAAGCUGUUAAGGGAAAAUUUGAAGUUGAAUUGCCCGAUCUAUACCCCAUGAAGUCUACAAUAUCUAUCCCAAAACGACAUAUUUAUCAAACCGACAAUUUCUAUCCCUUGCGUACGGACAUCAGUUGUUCCAAUCCUCACACUAUUUUUACGGUUUUCAACAAACAUCAGGUUAGAAACGCUCAUGGAUCCGAGGUCUCACUUUCUCAGCUGCAGGCAAGGACAUUGGUCAAAGCUUUUGUUGUGGCAACGGCAAGAGCCAAACAAUUGCACGGAGAUUCGUUGAACGGUGCUCUGCCUAAACCAAUCGUGGUGCAGAGUGUCCAGACUGACGGUCGAACCUUCCACUUUGGAGUGCUGCAAUUGAACACCCUUGAUCUUGGUGCCAAUAGCACAACCAAAAACUAUUGGUUCCACAGGCCGAACUACGAUAUAUUUUCCGAGUGCAGUUACGAAGCGGGAAGAACGCAUUUGGAAAAUUACAACGGCGAUGUCUUCCGUAUAUUCAAUGCGUUUUAUAACAACUCUUAAAAUAUAAAUGCAAUAAAAAAAUAAACUUUGUUUUUCGUUAUGUCUGUAUAA